AUGUCGGACUUUUCUACUCAUUCGAAGGCUACCGAAUGUUUUGCCUAUAUUUCGAAAAUCUGUAUCGAUGAACGAAAUGAAUUGGCUGGAUUGAAUGACAAAUUUGUGGAUGUAAUUGAGCAUGAGUUGCGUCGCAAAUUUGAAGAUGCUACUCAAGCUAGAGACAGCUUGGAAAACGAGGCGAAACAUCUGCACGUUGAGGUCAGCGAAUGGAAACAGAGAUGGGAAGAAGCUAGAAAAUUCCUUCCCGGUGUCCCAAAGGAUGUCGAUUCAGAAUUUCGUCGUUUGGCUGAAAUUGAAGAGGAGAAUGCUUUGUAUCUUCGCCGCAUCAAAUACAUGGAAGGGAAAAUGAGAGAGAUGAGAAUUUCAAAUUCGAGAAUUGCAGAAGAUAUUAACAAAAUGAGAAUGAGGAAAGAUCAAGCAACCAGUCUCCGCGAUGAAUACUAUCAUAGACAGCAGGAACUUCUGCAAAGUAUUAGAAAGGUUGAGAAAGACAACUAUGAGGUUCUUGCCAAUGAGCACACCCACUCCUUGGAAAACUGCUGGGCGAACAAAUCCUUUUACCGUGAUGAGCUUCAUAAAGCCAUCACUGAAAUUCGGGAAUCCUAUAAGCUUAGGGCGCAAAUUGAAGAAAAAGAAAUUCAAAGGAGAUUUGAGGAAGAAAUGUUCAAGAUUAAAGAGUAUCAGACGUCAAGCGUGUUCACACGUGACCAACAACACCAUGAAAUUAUUCGACUUAGCUGCGAGACAUCUGAUGCCAAGAAAAGGCUUCGUGAUCUUGAAAAUCGGAACGCACAGUUAAUGAAAACAAUAAGAGACAUACAAUCUCAAUCCGACUUAGACUCCAAGAUCUACGAAGAGCAGUUGGCUUUGAAGGACGCGGAUAUCGCAAAAAUGAAGCACGAGUGUACCUUAAUUACGGUGGAAUUGGAGAAGAUCUGUGAUCUUAAAGUGAACUUAGAAAAGGAAAUUGAAAGAUAUCAAGAAUUGCUAAACAAUGCCAACAAUACUAAUUUCAAAAUUGUGGUAAAUGAGACUAAAUCAACUACGACCCACCAGUCAUUUGAUGUUGUGUUUGAAAUGCCACCACCAGGAGCAUUAACUGGAAAUUGUGAAUCUGGCCGUACAGGCACUUCGUCUUUCGCUGAUAGCUGCCACAUCCAACAUCAUGAUACCAAAUUGUUGAACACAGAAUUAACGCAGAGCCGCAAUGAAGUGCAAAACGUUCCAGUGAUAGAUGAGAGCAAGAAAGAGCAGCAGCAGCAACAAGACCAUUCAUAUUAUCAGACAACAAACGUUGAAAGAUACGAAGCCUUUAGUAAUUCAAGACAACGCCCGACGCCCGAAUCGUCACAGGACGAGAGUUGGAGACUCCAUAACGUCGAUAAUGUCCAACACACCGCGCACUAUAAUUCUUAUUCGGAGCCAAGCGAUGCUGCAAAUAUUGCCAACAGUGCGACUAAUGCAUUGCAAACGAACUAUGAAAGUCACAUCAAAGAGAAAACAACUACGGACUUCACAUUUGUAGAUGUUACUUACGAGGAGGACAAUAUUCAAAUGUUCACAAGAUGGUACCGAGGAAGAGUUAAGAUCGUCGAUGUAAACCCAGAUGUCAUCAGAAUUGAAAAUAGAAGCAGCAAGAAGUCGGAAGAUAUUGGAGGAUACAGAAUCACCCAUGAUAUUGGAUCGCGAACAAUAUUUGUUGAUCUACCCGUUGGUCUUGUUCUCGGACCUAAAGAAAAUGUGAAGAUUUAUUCGAGAGACGCUCGUUAUCCAGAAAACUCCAUUGUUGCUGAUAUCAAUUUAUUUGAUACCACCACAAUUACGGAAACGUCUCUGAUCAACCGUUCUGGAGAGGUAAAAUCUUGGUUCCGUUACACUUCGAAUUCAGAUAGAGGAAGCACAUGCUAG
Molecule: messenger RNA, 1911 nt
Organism: Caenorhabditis bovis
Lineage: Eukaryota; Metazoa; Nematoda; Chromadorea; Rhabditida; Rhabditidae
Source: the annotation of a GenBank genome assembly